AUGGAGAACCUACAAGCUUUGCGAGAUUGGUUCUGGAGCGAGAAGUUUUGGUUGUUGAAUAAUGUAACAUGGAAAGACUUCGAAAACCCUCCACCUGGCAUUUAUUAUCCUUUAGAGAGACACAUUUUUCUACCAAGCAUUGCUAUAGGAAUUAUUUUUAUUGGAAUACGACUCGCUUACGAAAGGUUGCUGGUGGUCCCGUUUGCCCAGUACAUGGGACUGACCUUCAAGAAACAUUACACUAUAGAGAAGAAUCCUGUUUUGGAGGCUUUGUAUAGCACUGAAAAGUAUCCAGAACAACAACAAGUCCAGGAAUUGUCCAAAAAGACGAGUUUAACAGAACGACAGAUACAAAGAUGGUUCCGACACCGACGCAGUCAAGAUAUGCCUGGCAGGAUGAAAAAGUUCAGGGAAUGCAGCUAUUCAAAUCUGUUUUUUUAUAUGAAUUAUUUACGAGAUCUUAUUUUGUUCUUACAGAAACCAUACCUAUGGGAAACUAAAUACUGUUGGAUUGACUAUAAGCACCAGCAUGUUCCAGACGAUGUGUACUGGUUUUACACUCUUGAGCUGGCAUUCUACUGGAACUUGGUAUUUAGCGUGCUGUCCGACCACAAGAGGAAGGAUUCCACACAGAUGUUUAUUCAUCAUAUCGUCACCAUCACACUUAUCUACUUCUCAUUUGCCUCCAACACAAUCCGCAUCGGUGCCAUCGUCUUGGUUGUCCAUGAUUCUGUUGAUCUGUGGAUGGCAGGUGCCAAGAUGGCUAAUUAUUUGAAGAAGGAGACUUUAACAGACACUUUGUUUGCUGUGUUUUUUGUUGUCUGGUUAUUUACGAGACUGUAUGUUUAUCCGUUCAGGGUAGUAUGGUCAGCAAGCUUUGAGUCCCUACAAUAUAAUCCAAUGUGGCCAGCUUAUUGGCCCCUGAACGGUCUACUCUGGGUCCUACAGGUGCUUCAUAUUAUCUGGACAGUGAUGAUCCUCCGUAUCUUCAUUAACAAAGUGACAGGGGAGAAAAAGACAAAAGAUGUUCGCAGUGAAUCUGAGGAUACAACAGCAGGUGAGGAGGACAACAAAUCUCAUGAGUCAAACAUUGCUGCCAAUGGCUCUACAUCCUUAAGGAAACUACAGACUGCAGGCAACAGAUGA
Messenger RNA from Ylistrum balloti, 1146 nucleotides. Its product is annotated as ceramide synthase 5-like. Lineage: Eukaryota; Metazoa; Mollusca; Bivalvia; Pectinida; Pectinidae. The record is from RefSeq and is a predicted model, not a curated record. Gene Ontology annotation, cellular component: membrane. Gene Ontology annotation, molecular function: sphingosine N-acyltransferase activity; DNA binding. Gene Ontology annotation, biological process: ceramide biosynthetic process. Bases 1 to 1146 code for a protein of 381 amino acids. The transcript has 9 exons.